GUCCCGGAGGAGGAGGAAGGAGUGCUUUAUGCCCCCCCCUUGCACCUGCUGUUGCUGCUGCUAGGGCAUGGUAUUUUAUUUUUCCCCCACUCCUCCUCUACAGGUCCUCCUGCUCUGUCCCCACCCUGCCAUGUCCCUGAGCUUCACGAUCUCCCAUUUCUCUUUCCAAACAGGACCCCAUUCUUCACUACAGUUUCCAUCUCGCAGCGCGCGGGGGUUGGUUGGUUGGUUGGGUGAGGGAGCUCGUGACAGUCGGGAUCGGUCCAGGGGAGGCGAGAGAGGAGGAAUCCUUCGCAGUGGUCUGAGAGAAACUUCUCAUGGCGCGACCCCAUGUUCCAAAAUUUGGAGCCUGGGAUGCGGGUGCGGGAAAUGGCUCAGCUUACACUGCAGUAUUUGAUCAGGCACGAACGGGCAAGAAUGGAAAACCUAUCAACCCCAAUGAUCCUGCCGAGAACGAAGCUUUAGCCGCUCAAACAUAUGGUGGUGUUCCUGCUCAUCGAAAUAAUGAGCGCCGUGCACAUGAUGAAAAUCGUCCGCGACAUGAAAGGCGCUCCAGUCGUGAGGAUUUGGAUGUUCGCAGAUCAAACGAUCCUCCCAGUCGUCAGCCCCCACAUCUUGAUCAACCACCUGCUCGUAGACCUCCUGGUGGAGUUGGAGGUCGCGGAGGGGCUGAAGCUCCCCCAAGACGUCCUGAUAGAGAUGUCUCAAACCAUAGUGAUCGAGAUGGCUCAAACCACAAUGCCGACCGCUCACCUGCACAUGUUCACGGAAACAGGUUGGGCGCACGUGACGCUGGACGAGGAGCUGCCUCACCUGCUUGGGAGCGAAGAGGUCGGCAUCCUUCUGGAGGAGAUGAAGGGUCUGUAACGGGCUCAGGUGCUCCCAAGACUCGCCUACGGCCAGCCGGACCACGUGAGGAGCCGCCAGCUAAAGGAGGUGCUUUGCCCAAAUUUGGAGCUUGGGAUGUCAAAGACCCAAAUGCUGGAGAUGGCUUCACCAUGAUUUUUCAAAAGCUCUCAAAUGAGAAGAAAGAAGGUGGUCCAGUGCACAUUCCAAGGUUGAAUCCCGAGCAGCAGCCCUCUCACGAAGAUAGCUAUGUCAAGCACAAUCAGCCUGGUGGACCAAAAGGAAAAAAGCAGAGCAGUCGGCCGGAUUGUGGCUGCACCAUUUUGUGAACGCAUAGCAGCGACCUAUUUGUAAAUAGGUUUGUGCUGCUAUGGUGGCUUCGAAGAUGAGCAUGGCUGAUUACUCAUGAUUGGAGCUGUUAGCACAUCCAGUGUGGUGGCGGGAAGAUUACACCUCAUUUCGUUUGGGUGUCUUGUUGUCACUUGUACGGACUUUCUUCUGUUCUGAUGCAUAGUUAUUUCUGUAUUAAGCCGGGAUGGUUUCUUUACGUGCUAUUCACGCAGUUCUCCAGCACCUUCAAAACGCAGGCAGUCACAAAUUCAGCCAGUGAUUAAUUUUCACGAUGUUCCUUUGAUCCUUUUGUAUGGAUCUUUGAGAGUUCCAAACUUGGCUCUCGAGAUAAAACUCGUGAGGCACGGUCUAUUGAUCUGUGAAUAUUUCUGCAGGGGCUGAUGGGCUUUGCACCGCUACUUAUAACAGCUAGGCUUGUGUCAUCUCCGUCCGCAGUUUGCUUUACACUGUUUAUUCAACUGUUCUGGUGAAGAGGGCUGCCUCUGUAACCAAAUCUACUUCGAAGAUAGUUUUUAUUUAGUGGAGGUUACUUUCGUUAGGGAGAUUUAGGCUUGGGGAUGUGCAAUGUUUGUGACUUUAGUUUGUGCCAUUUCCCUUAGGCGCGAGGCAGAAUGUUGAAACUCAAAUCCAACGGAGAAACCCUGUCUCAUUUAUCCUCCUGUGGGAUUCUUUUGUAGCAUGAGCAAAUGAUUAGUGGAGCUAUAUGAUUUACAUUCCAGCUUAACACCAUCAAAAACCUUGAAAUGUAAUUUUACAGACACUUCUGGCAGUAGUUGGUCACAGUGGAGCUGUGAUUUUUUUUGUUUA
Physcomitrium patens is the source of this 2004-nucleotide messenger RNA. Its product is annotated as RPM1-interacting protein 4. NCBI's taxonomy places the organism in Eukaryota, Viridiplantae, Streptophyta, Bryopsida, Funariales, Funariaceae. The record is from RefSeq and is a predicted model, not a curated record.